CAUCUGGAAAAUGGGUAGAGGGGAUUGAAAGUAUUGUGUGGGAUCUGGGCAGCCCCUUGACAUACUCAGAGACUCCCUAAUAAUGGCGGGCACUUCCUUUUCCGACUUCCGUAUCUCUCUUUUCAGCCCAGCAAGCUGCACCUCUGGGGUACAUGCUGACAGAGGGAAGUGGUCUAAGAUGCGGUUUCUGGGCUCCCCCAAAGAAGGGAAGCAGAGAGCCCCGUCUAGUUCAGUGCCUCAGUUUCCCCAUGUGUCCCCGUGGGGGCGUCUCUGAGCGGGUCCCGCCGCGAAGGCGGGGCGGGUGCGCCUUGGGUUCGCUCCCCGCUGGGCCCCGCCCCCGCGGCUGUCCAGAAAAGGUCCCGCGCAGCCAGUGCUGCGUCCAGCCUCCACGCGAUCUUGGCGAUGCAGGGUACCCCUGCUCCCGCCCCGGCCCCUGGGCCCAGCUCCCCUCGGGGCUCCCCGCGCGGCUCCCCCGGGCUCUUCAGGAAGCUGCUGGUGAACCAGAGCAUCCGCCUGCAGCGGCGCUUCACCUUGGCCCAUCCGCUGUGGUGAGGCGAGACAGGGCCUCGCAGGGGUCAUCGGAACCGCCGGGCUGGAGCUUGGACCUGGAAAAUGGACUCCCGUGUGGUAGAAGCAUCCUGGACCCUCAGGCAGGAUCUGGCUUUGGCCGGAUCGCCCAGGCGCCUGCGCAGCACAGUCAGAGGCGAGAGUCGUUCCUCUACCGCUCGGACAGUGAUCACGAACUCUCAUCCAAAACCGUGUCUCGGAACUCCUCCGUGGCCAGCGACCUACACGGAGAAGACCUGAUUGUGACGCCCUUUGCCCAGGUCCUAGCCAGUCUGCGGACAGUUCGGAGCAACGUCGCGGCCCUUGCCCACUUGCAAGAUCACUGGGCAGUCAAGCAGGCGUGCGUCUGUAACACCCCACCUGGCAGCCAACCCCCUCCACCAACAGAAGACACUGGGCAGAAGCUGGCUUUGGAGACACUGGACGAGCUGGACUGGUGUCUGGAUCAGCUGGAGACAUUGCAGACACGGCACUCAGUGGGGGAGAUGGCCUCCAACAAGUUCAAGCGGAUGCUGAACCGGGAGCUGAGUCACCUGUCUGAAACCAGCCGCUCAGGGAACCAAGUGUCCGAGUACAUAUCCCAAACCUUCCUGGAGCAGCAGACUGAGGUGGAGUUACCCAGGGUGACCCCUGCAGAGCCCCCGAAGCCCGUGUCCCAGAUCAGCAGCCUGCGUGGACUUCCCCACAGUUCCAGUCUUUCCACAGCCACUGUCCCACGCUUUGGGGUCCAGACGGAUCAGGAGGGGCAGCUGGCCAAGGAACUGGAAGACACCAACAAGUGGGGGCUUGAUGUGUUCAAGGUGGCAGAGCUCAGCGGGAACCGGCCUCUCACAGCGAUCAUGUUCAGCAUCUUUCAGGAACGGGACCUGCUCAAGACAUUUCAGAUCCCAGCAGACACGCUUGCCACCUACCUGCUGAUGCUGGAGGGUCACUACCACAACGAUGUGGCCUACCACAACAGCCUACAUGCUGCUGAUGUGGCCCAGUCCACACACGUGCUGCUGGCCACACCUGCGCUUGAGGCCGUGUUCACAGACCUGGAAGUCCUGGCUGCCAUCUUUGCAAGUGCCAUCCAUGACGUGGACCAUCCGGGGGUCUCCAAUCAGUUUCUCAUUAACACCAACUCAGAGCUUGCACUUAUGUACAAUGAUGCCUCCGUGCUGGAGAACCACCACCUGGCUGUGGGCUUCAAGCUGCUGCAAGCAGAGAACUGUGACAUCUUUCAGAACCUCAGCACCAAGCAGCGGCUGAGUCUGCGCAGGAUGGUCAUUGACAUAGUGCUGGCCACGGACAUGUCCAAACACAUGAACCUCCUGGCUGACCUCAAGACCAUGGUGGAGACCAAGAAGGUGACAAGUCUUGGAGUCUUGCUGCUAGACAACUACUCUGACCGCAUCCAGGUCUUGCAAAGCCUGGUGCACUGUGCUGACCUCAGCAACCCCACCAAGCCGCUACCACUCUACCGCCAGUGGACAGACCGUAUCAUGGCCGAGUUCUUCCAGCAGGGCGACUCUGAACGGGAAUCAGGCCUGGACAUCAGCCCCAUGUGUGACAAGCACACAGCUUCAGUGGAGAAGUCCCAGGUGGGUUUCAUUGACUAUAUUGCCCAUCCACUGUGGGAGACAUGGGCUGACCUGGUACACCCAGAUGCACAGGACCUGCUGGACACUCUGGAGGACAACCGCGAGUGGUACCAGAGCAAGAUCCCACGCAGCCCUGAGGACCCCACCAGCCCCAAGCAGGGUAGCCCUGACAGAUUUCAGUUUCAGCUCACUCUGGAGGAGGCAGAAGAAGAGGAGGAAGAAGAGGAGAAAGCAUUGGAUGGGGAGGCCUCAAAGUCACCUGACACUGAGCUCCUACCCUCUGAGGCCAGCCCAGACCCUGGAGCUAGCCCAGACCCUGGGGCCCCACACCUGGAUUACCAGAGGACUGUGGGCAAGCCCUGCAUGGACCAUGAGGGCAAUGUAAUGGCUGAGCCUUUGGGCACCUAAUGGCCCCUGGUGGGUGGGUGGAUUUUCCAGGAAGAGGUCCCAGGUGGCCCCACUUUGCCUCCCAGGGAGACAACUGGGCUUUUUGCUACAGGCAGGUCUCAGGGUUGAAUUGGAGGCAUCUGGCUGGGGUCCACUCUGACCCUGGGAUCGGCUGAGAGAGCUCUCCAAGGAGCUGGGCUGGAGGAGGGGCAGCUUCUUCCAGGGCUCUUGAAUUCUCCCUCCUGGACUUCCACCCCUGGUGUAGAAAGUGUCUGCCAGGCACCUUUGUCCAUCUUGCCCAGUGGUCACUCUUGAGCCACUCCAUCACUUUAUUCUUUCAUGCUUUAUCAGAUAUUUACUGGGCACGUACUGUGUGCCAGGCCUGUGCCUGUUCUGUGCCUCUGGGGUACCUCUGCACAAGGAGAUGGGGAAUCAGUCUCGAGGAGAUGACCCCUCCCUUAGACACCUCCCCUAAGUCUACCAGUCAGCUCACUGAAAGAGAACGAGAAUUUGGAUGGGGGAGUUCUCAGCACCAAACUUCAUCUGGACCCAAUCCUGGCUCUGGAGUUCCGGUGGUGAUGGGGGGUGAUGGUAGGGGCCAAGAAAGAGAGGGAUCUGUGUCAGGAACUGUCUCUGAACGUUGAUUUAGCCUUCACUGCUUGUGCACGGGCCGUUGCUUUAAGUUGCUGUGGUUUCUGUCUUCAGGUCUAAGGAUGCUGGUUCUCCCUGGCCCCAGGGCCUCUGGCUGGCUCCCUCAUACUCUCUCCCUUUUCUAGCACAGUAACAAAAGCACAGAAUUCUCCCCCAAGGAAGGUCCUCUCCAUCUUCUGAUUCUGAGGCUGUCUAGACCCCCCAUAGGGAAAAGGAGGCCUCUGACACUUUCUCGUGAGUCAUCACCCCUGCUGGGCCUCAGUUCCCCCUCUACUUGGGUAAAUUGUGGUUGGAGGGUGAUGUGUGUGACCUCCCUGAAAUAUCUUAGAAAUAUGGGGCAUUUGCUUGGAUUAAAAUAAACUUUAUCGCACAGAAUUAGUACCGUGCCGGUUUCACGAAUGGGGAAACAGGAGCGGAGAGUCUGUCCCGUGGUCUCAGGGCUCAAGGCCAUGCUGCUUGCUGGACUCCAGACGUUAGCCAGCGGCGCCCCCUGGUGGCAGGAGGCGCAGAGGGGAGGCGGGGAGAAUUCGGGGGUCCUCGUCUUGCGGGAAGUCCCUCCGCGCCCGGCUAGGUGGAGUUCAUCCUGAUGGUUGCGGGCCUGGCGCGGAGCAGGUGAGGUGGCUCUGUGCUCAAGUCUCAGAUUCAAUUUUCACUUCCGGAGUCCUCAGUAUCCCCCAUCCCCCCACCCCGCUACCCUCCCUCCCUGCGUGUCUGAAGAUUUAUACAUGACAGAAGUCAUUACAGAGCAGCCUCUGGCUUCAAAAACAGCUGGCUUCAUUCCUAAAUAAUUUCAUUAAUAAUUCCAUUCCAUUGAUAAUUCAUUGUCAUCACAAUCAAUCAUCUAACUUCACCGAGGGAGAAUUAAAGGGCAUCUGGAUCAUGAACUUGGUACAUUUCCUUCCAGGCUUUUAAAAGGCAGAGAUUUAUGGGAUUUUUAUUUAUAAUUUUUUUAUCCUUCCCCCUUUAUUUGCAAGUAAUACAUGGUCACUGUAGAGAAUUUGCAAAUAAUGGAAACAUGUAAGGAUGAAAAUAAAAUUCUGCUGUAACCUCACCCCUAGAUCAUCUGCCUUCAGCAUUUCACCUUAUUUCUGUUUUUUUCUCUCCCUCAUUCAUGAGAACAUUCAUAUGUUCUCCUUCAAUUUGGGCCACAGCUAUUCCUCCGUCUCCUCACCGUGAACACUAUGCAUGCUGGCUUUUCAUACCCCAAGCAC
Dama dama (fallow deer) is the source of this 4399-nucleotide messenger RNA. RefSeq names its product phosphodiesterase 4C (gene PDE4C). Gene Ontology annotation, cellular component: nucleus; perinuclear region of cytoplasm; cytosol. The record is from RefSeq and is a predicted model, not a curated record. Gene Ontology annotation, molecular function: 3',5'-cyclic-AMP phosphodiesterase activity. The transcript has 15 exons. Lineage: Eukaryota; Metazoa; Chordata; Mammalia; Artiodactyla; Cervidae. Gene Ontology annotation, biological process: signal transduction. The coding region runs from base 153 to 2558 and encodes 801 amino acids.